GGCAGGCGCCGGCUGUGCAGGCGCAACGGAGAGGCCGACAGAAGGUGAGAGCUCGCUGUGGGCUAUGGGAUGGAUGAGGUGGAGCAGGACCAGCAUGAGGCCCGACUCAAGGAGCUGUUUGACAGUUUUGACACAACGGGAACCGGGUCCCUGGGCCAGGAGGAACUCACCGACCUUUGCCACAUGUUGAGCUUGGAGGAGGUGGCCCCAGUGCUGCAAGAAACAUUGCUUCAGGACAACCUUUUGGGCAGGGUGCAUUUUGACCAAUUUAAGGAGGCGUUAAUACUUAUCUUGUCUAGAACUCUAUCAAAUGAAGAACACUUUCAAGAACCAGACUGCUCGCUGGAAGCUCAGCCCAAAUAUGUUAGAGGUGGGAAGCGUUACGGACGAAGGUCCUUGCCUGAGUUUCAAGAAUCUGUGGAGGAGUUUGCGGAGGUGACAGUGAUUGAGCCUCUAGAUGAAGAAGCACAGCCUUCACACAUCCAAGCCAGUGACUGCAACGAGCGCUGGAAGACACAGCACAGUGAGGAAUAUGAAGCCGAAGGCCAGUUAAGAUUUUGGAACCCAGAUGAUUUGAAUGCCUCACAAGGUGUGUCCUCCCCUCCCCAUGACUGGAUAGAAGAGAAGCUGCAGGAGGUUUGUGAAGAUUUGGGGAUCACCCGUGAUGGUCACUUGAACCGCAAGAAGCUGGUCUCCAUCUGUGAGCAGUACGGUCUGCAGAGUGUGGAUGGAGAGAUGCUUGAAGAAGUCUUUCAUAAUCUUAAUCCUGAUGGGACAAUGAGUGUAGAAGAUUUUUUCUACGGCUUGUUCAAAAAUGGGAAAUCCCUUACGACAUCCGCAUCUACUCCAUAUAGACAACUGAAAAGACACCUCUCCAUGCAAUCUUUCGAUGAGAGUGGACGACGAACUACCACCCCUUCAGCCAUGAUGACUACCAUUGGCUUCCGGGUCUUCUCCUGCCUGGAUGAUGGGAUGGGCUAUGCAACUGUGGAGAGGAUCCUGGAUGCCUGGCAGGAAGAAGGCAUAGAGAACAGCCAGGAAAUCCUGAAGGCUUUAGACUUCAACCUUGAUGGAAAUGUCAACUUGACAGAAUUGACACUGGCUCUUGAAAAUGAACUUUUGAUCACAAAGAAUAGCAUUCACCAGGCAGCUCUGGCCAGUUUUAAGGCUGAGAUCCGGCAUUUGCUGGAGCGAGUUGAUCAGGUAGCCAGAGAAAAAGAGAAGCUACGCUCAGAUCUGGACAAAGCCGAGAGACUCAAGUCUCUCAUGGCCUCUGAAGUGGACGAUCACCACGCGGCCAUCGAGCGGCGGCAUGAGCACAACCUCAGGAAACUGGAUGAAGAGUAUAAGGAGCGUAUAGCAGCCUUAAAGAAUGAGCUCCGAAAGGAGCGAGAGCAGAUCCUGCAACAAGUGGGCAAGCAGCGUUUAGAGCUUGAGCAGGAAAUUGAAAAGGCAAAAACAGAAGAGAACUACAUCCGGGACCGACUUGCCCUCUCCUUAAAGGAAAAUAGCCGGCUAGAAAAUGAGCUUCUGGAAAAUGCAGAGAAAUUGGCAGAAUAUGAGAAUCUGACAAACAAACUUCAGCGAAAUUUGGAAAAUGUGUUAGCAGAAAAGUUUGGUGACCUUGAUCCCAACAGUGCUGAAUUCUUUCUGCAAGAGGAGAGGCUGACACAGAUGAGAAGUGAAUAUGAGCAGCAGUGCAGGGUAUUGCAAGACCAAGUAGAUGAACUCCAGUCUGAGCUGGAAGAAUACCGUACACAAGGCAAAGUACUCAGGCUCCCCUUGAAGAACUCCCUGUCAGAAGAACUCGCUGGUAACAGUAGCUGCACAGAGCCUGAUCAGGGCCUUGGCUCUGAAGAAUGCAACCCAUUGAAUAUGAGCAUCGAGGCGGAGCUGGUCAUCGAACAGAUGAAAGAACAACAUCACAAGGACUUGAGUCGCCUAAGACUGGAGCUUGAAGAUAAAGUGCACCAUUAUGAAAAGCAGCUAAAAGAAACCAGGGUUGCCUGUGAAAAGGAGCAGGAAAACACCAAGCAAAAGUAUGAGAAUGAAACACACACCUUGGAACAACAAAUAAGUGACCUUAAAAAUGAAAUUGCGGACCUUCAGGGGCAGGCAGUGGUUCUCAAAGAGGCACAACAUGCAACCACCUGCAGACACGAGGAAGAGAAAAGACAACUGCAGGUGAAGUGUGAUGAGGAAAAGACUCACCUGCAAGAGAGACUGAAGUUGGAACAUGAGCUGGAGCUUAAGGCUAGACUGGAGCAAGCAGAGGAAAGCUUUAACCAAGAAAGAGAAGGACUCAUUCAAAAUGGCACCUGGACAGAAGAGAAGGUGAGAGACUUGACUCAGGAGCUAGAGCAGUUUUACCAGGAACAGCUGAAAAGCCUGGUGGAGAAGCACACUCUUGAGAAAGAGGAGUUGCGAAAGGAACUCUUGGAAGAACACCAAAGAGAACUUCAAGAGGGCAGGGAAAAAAUGGAAACUGAGUAUAAUAGAAGAACCUCUCAAAUAGAAGCCCAGUUUCAGGCUGAUUGUCAGAAAGUCACUGAGACAUGUGAAUGUGCCCUGCGCAGCCUGGAAGGGCGCUACUGCCAGGAGCUGAAGGACCUUCAGGAGCAACGAUGUGAGGAGAGAGCCCAGUGGGAGUUUGAGAAGGACGAACUCACCCAGGAGUGUGCGGAAGCCCAGGAGCUUCUGAAAGAGACUGUCCAAAGAGAGAAAGCAACUUCUCUGGCCCUGAGCCAAGAGAAAGAGUUGCUGGAGAAAACAUACAAAGAACAUUUGAAUAGCAUGGUUGUUGAGAGAGAGCAGCUACUCAAAGAACUAGAAGAUCUCCGAAAUGUGUCUGAAAAUCAGCAGAGCCUACUGUCCAGCCAGAUACUUGAGCUGAAGGGCAGUCAUGAAAGAGAGUGGAAGGACAGUAAGCAGGUCAUGGGCCAGGCAGGUGCUGUGGAGCAGCUGACCAGCCAGCAGCUUCAGAGGCUGCAAGUGGAGCAUGACCAGGAGAGGCAAGAAAUGAUGGUCAAGCUUCUGGCCUUAGAAAGCGUCCACAGGAUGACCUGUGAGAAAGCAGAUCGAGAGCGGGUUGAGAUGAGCACAGAAAUCUCCAGACUUCAGAGUAAAAUUAAGGAAAUGCAGCAGGUAGCCUCUCCUCACCCCAGACUUCAGAGUGGCUGCCAGGCAAUGGAAAGGGAGGAGGCAGAAGGAAGCGGAGCCAUGUCCCUGCUCCAGCAAGGAGAGCAGCUACUGGAAGAGAACGGUGAUGUCCUCUUAAGCCUGCAGAGAGCUCAUGAGCAAGCAGUAAAGGAAAAUGUGAAAAUGGCUACUGAAAUUUCAAGGUUGCAACAGAGGCUGCAAAGGUUAGAGCCAGGGUCAGCAAGGUCUUCUUGUUUAGAUGAACCAACUACUGGAUUAUUUGGAAAUUCUCUUGAACAAACAGAGCCAUAUUUACUGCAGAACAAAACAAAGCAAGCAGAAGGUGUAUCUGUGAGGCAUGUCCUAAAUGACCUGCAGGCUGAUGAGGUCCGGGACCUGGAAAGUACAGGAACAAGUUCUGUUCAGAGGCAGGAGAACAAAAUAGAGGAGUCUGAAGCAUCAAUAGAGAGUUUUUCUGAGCUUGCAAAUAGUGAGGAGACCAGGACUGAGACAUGGGACCUGAAGAAUCAGAUUUAUCAGCUUCAGGAACAGCUGAUGAUCUUACGUGCUGACUGCAACCGAGCUUCUGAGAAGAAACAAGACCUCCUUUUUGAUGUUUCUGUAUUGAAAAAAAAGCUGAAGAUGCUGGAGAGAAUCCCUGAGGCUUCUCCCAAGUACAAAUUGUUAUAUGAAGAUGCUAAUCGGGAAAAUGAUUGUCUUCAGGAAGAGCUGAGAGUGAUGGAGACACGUUAUGAUGAAGCACUGGAAAACAACAAAGAGCUCACUUCUGAAGUUUUCAGGCUGCAGGAUGAGCUCAAGAAAGUUGAAGAAGUGACCGAAACCUUGCUUAGCCUGGAGAAGAGUUAUGGCGAAGUUAAGAGGGAAAAUGAGGAACUGCACGUUUUAGUUCUGAGACUGCAAAGCAAGAUUGAAAAGCUGCAGGAAGGAGCAGCGUCCCCAUGGGACUGCUCCUCCCUGUGGGAAGCCCGCUCAGAUAACCUGGAAGGCAAACCUGGCGAAACGGCACUUGAUCUCCAUCAGGCGCUGGAAGAACAUGUGCCGAGGGAUGUGAGUGUCCACCAUAUUAUAGAAGAACAUUAUCAGGUAGAUCAAUACGUUGAGCAGGAAAACACACAGAUCCCAGGAAAAGUGAAAGCACGGGAAAUUGCCUGGCUACACAGAACAAUCCAGACACAUCGAGAAAAGUCCAGAGUACAGAAUCAAGUUACACCGGAGGAAAAUAUUGCCCUCCUACACCUUCAAGACAAACAUUGUCCACGUCAGACCUCACUAGCAGAAUUAGAACUGGAGAAAAAAAAGCUGCAGGAGUUGACUAGGAAGUUGAAGGAGAGAGUCACCACUUUAGUUAAACAAAAAGAUGUGCCUUCCCAAGGAGAAAAGGAAGAAGAACUGAAGGCAAUGAUGCAUGACUUGCAAAUCUCCUGCAGUGAGAUGCAGCAAAAAGUUGAACUUCUGAGAUAUGAAUCUGAGAAGCUUCAAGAGGAAAAUUCUAUUUUAAGAAAUGAAAUUACUACUUUAAGUGAAGAAGAUAGCAUUUCUAACCUGAAAUUAGGGAAAUUAAAUGAAUCUCAGGAAGAGAUGUGGCAAAAAAUAGAUACUAUAAAACAAGAAAAAACUGCAGUUCAGAAGAUGGUUGAAAUUUUAAAGAAACAGAUUUCAGAAUUAAAAACCAAAAACCAACAAUUGGAUUUGGAAAAUAUAGAACUCAGCCAAAAGAAUUCUCAAAACCAAAAAGAACUGCAAGAACUCAAUCAACGUCUGGCAGAAAUGCAAUGCCAGAGGGAAAAGCCUGGACACUGUACGUUCGAGGAAUGGGAACAAGAAAAGGACAGUCUGAAAGAAGAACUGACCCACUGUCAAGUGCAGUCCUCCACACUGGUGUCUUCUCUGGAGGCAGAACUUUCUGAAGUUAAAAUACGGACCCAUAUUGUGGAACAGGAAAACCUCCUUCUCAAAGAUGAACUGGAAAAAAUGAAACAACUGCACAGAUGUCCUGAUCUCGCUGAUUUCCAACAACAAAUUUCUAAUGUCCUCAGCUACAAUGAGACACUGCUGAAAGAAAAAGAAGCCCUAAGUGAAGAAUUGAACAGCUGCAUUGAUAAGUUGGCAAAAUCAAGGCUUUUGGAGCACAGAAUUGCUGCUAUGAAGCAGGAACAACAAUCUCAGGAAUAUCAGAGUGAAAGCUUAAAGUCACAGCUGGUGUCUUCACAGGAAAAGGUUAAGAAUCUAGAAGACACCCUGCAGAAUGUAAACCUGCAAAUGUCCCAAAUUAAAUCUGAUCUGCAAGUGACUCAACAGGAAAAUGAGGCUUUAAAACAAGAAAUAAUGUCUUUACAUAAGCAACUUCAAAAUGCUGUUGACAAGAACUGGGCUCCAGAAAUAGCCAGCCAGCCAUUGGGGUUCCAUAACCAGCAGCAGAAGCCAUUUUGGGACAAGGUGGAUCAUCCGAUGCAUGACAAACAACAGCUGGUUUGGCAAGAAAAGGAGAGACUCCAAGUUGUGGUGGAGAACACCAAAGCAGAACUUACACACUCCCGGGAGAAGGUUCGUCAGCUGGAAUCCAAACUUCCUACCCCCAAACACCAAAAGCAUCUAAACCCAUCAGGUAGUACGAAAUCCACAGAACAAGAGAAAUUGAGCUUAAAGAGAGACUGUGAGCAGUUCCAAAAGGAACGAUCUACUAAUAAAAAAGUCAGUCAGAUUAAUUUGCUUGAACAAGAACUAGAAACAAUUCAUUUGGAAAAUGAAGGCCUGAAAAAGAAACAAGUAAAACUGGAUGAGCAGUUAAUGGAGAUGCAGCACCUGAGGUCCACUGCGAUGCUUAGCCCAACCCCUCGUGCUUGGGGUCUGCAGCUGCUCCAGCAGCAGGCCUGCCCAAUGGUGCCCAGGGAGCAGUUUCUGCAGCUUCAACACCAGCUACUGCAGGCAGAAAGGAUAAACCAGCGCCUGCAGGAGGAACUUGACAAUAGGACCUCUGAAACCAACACACCACAGGAAAACCAAGAACUUGUAACUGUCAUGGAAGAACGAAUGAUGGAAGUUGAACAGAAAUUGAAACUGGUCAAAAUGCUUCUUCAGGAGAAAGUGAAUCAGCUUAAAGAACAACUCUGCAAGAAUACAAAAACAGAUGCAAUAGUGAAGGAUUUGUAUGUUGAAAAUGCCCAGUUGUUGAAAGCUCUGGAAAUGACUGAACAGAGACAAAAAACGGCAGAGAAGAAAAAUUACCUCCUAGAAGAGAAGAUCGCCAGCCUCAGUAACAUAGUCAGGAAUCUGACACCAGCACCACUGACUUCUACACCUCCUUUGAGGUCUUAACCAAGCCAAAGGAUAAAUUCUUAUUUGUGCACUUUACUGAAAUGGAUGGUACAUUUCAGUAGGUUCUUGUAACUUUUUAAAAAACCUUCAAUGGAGUAAAGCCUAAUCUAACCUAAAACAGAAUUGGAGUCUCUAGUCAUUAUAAUUAGUUUUACUAAAUAGACUCUUAGAGUUGUAAAUUUACAAGUUUGAAUUUUUUCCUAAGUUUUGAAUUUUUAAAAAUUGUUGUAAUAAUUAAAAAAAAUUGUAAUAGCUUCCAAGAAGGUAGAUACAUAAAAAACAAUUAAGAGCCUUAAAACCCCAGUUUUGAAUGAAUUUUAAAAAAUCAUUAUUAUAUACUAACUUACUCUACUUACCCACUAUUUCAAGUUGGAGAGCUGAUUAGCUGGUUGUUUUAAACUUGAUUUUAAAACAAAUUUAUGUUUUCUUAUAUAUUUUGGUAUUGAAAAAUGAUUCUGUUUCUAAUAGUUUUUAUCCUUUCAAUUAUUUUAGUAGACUUUCUGCUUGAUAAGGUAGUUGGCCUCAAUCACUGAGGUUAGAAAAGUCCAUAGAACUCUACCUUCUAACAUCUUUGACAGUAUUACCACUAUUGCUGUGUUAUAGAUGUAAAACUGAUUUACUCAUCUGAACUGUUAGCUAAUGUUAAAGCUUUACUCUCUUUAAGCGGUCUCUUUUUUCCUUCUCAGAAAUUUCAUUGGAAUCUUGCCUUCUAGGAAAUGGAUAAAGCCACAUUCUUGAAGCAUUUGAACUAUAGGGAAAGAACUGAAUAAAACACUUGGAGUAAAUAGCUACUCUUAGACAGCUGAGAGAGAGAGACUGAAGUUUUGGAGUUCAUGAACUUAUAAUUGGAGUUGCCUCAAGACCUCAGGGAACAAUGCUUUAAACUGUCUUCCUGAUAUACUGUUGGGCCUCUUUAAGAAUUUAAAAUUAUAAACCACAUGACCUUAUUUAUUUGUCUUCUAUUUACAGCUUUCAUGAGAAUUUUAUUUUUACAUUGUUAGUGAGUUUUAGCUUCUGAGAAAUCUUAUUUUAGAAUUAGAAAACCUAACUCAAAGAGUUUUUAUUAUUUGCUUGUUUAAUAUAGGUUCUUUACACCUCAGAUAUGAUAGGAAUUUUUUACAGUAAGCACUGGCAUGUCAGCUGAGGUAAAGGAGAAUGAAAUAGGCCAUUUUAUCCCAUUUGAAGACCAGAACACAUUUUAGAUUGAUAAUUUUUCCCCCAAGGAAAAUCUCUGCUUCUAACCUACUUCUACCAACAACUGCUAGAGGAUUUACAUGGUACAGUACACUAACAAAACUUAUUACAGCCACCUUUUUGUUUGCAUGGGAGAGUAAUUAGAUAGGAAAAAUUCACUUUGGUGUACUUCUGGAAAGCCAAGUCCAUGGACUUAUAGAAGGCAUAAAAGAAAAAUCCAGUACCACUUUAUACAGCAGGAAAUGAAGAAGACACAGACUCCCUAAGAAGUCAUCUAAUGUCAGAUACUCAAUCUCAACAAAUAACUUGCAUCAAGGAACUUUGGGUUCCUCACAGCCUAACCAUCUGCUUAUAAUCCUACCUACCAACAAAGAAGUCCUCAUUAUGACAAAAGCCCUGACAAGAGUAUGGUUAUUUGUGAGACUGUAAGUUCACACUCCUGAAAUGGACCUUUUCAUCUUUGGACACUUAUCAGGAAAUCUUAAUUUCCCACUGGAAAAAGAAUUGUAAUCCUUCCCUAUCAUGCCUUUUAUAAUCUUUCUCCUCCACAGAAAACAUUCUAUAAUCUCAACUACUUGUAUGGCAUUGGCUUUAACACAUUUUUUUUUUUUUUCACAUAAAACUGGAUAGGCCUAGAACAAGAUUAAAAAUAAGCAUCUCUGGUAUAUUAAGUGAUAUGCUUCAAGUUAUACAAGUUUAUUAACACAAAAGUAAACACCAAACAUUUCUCAAAUAGCUGUCUUAGCACGUGAUCAUAUGGUGUACUUCCUUAUUUUUUACAUUUUGAAGUAUAAAUUAAUUUUUCCUAUAAAGAUGUUAUUUAAAUGUAUAUAAAAUGCUGUAUAAUGAAUGUAAAAAGGACUUUCUGGAAAGUUUUAGACUCCCUUAAUCCAAAAUGCUGCUCAAGUGAAAGUUAAUUUAACCAUCCAGGUUUUUAAUUUCUUGCUUUAGCAUAUUUGCAAGAUCGGGGAAGAAAGAACAUGAGAAAUACAUAUAUUAAAUUUGCUUAAUAUAUGUAUUAUUUGCUGUUUAUUUUUAUAGAGUAGUUUGGAAUGUGAAUUUAACUGGUCCUUUAUAACAUGGUUUAUAGCAUAAAGACAUUAAAUUUAAACUUUAAAUAUUUAGAUUUUACUUUCAGACUUUAUAAUAGUACAAUUUAAAAAUCACAAAUAAAAGAAAAACCACAAAUUAUAUAUUGGCUUAUAGGCAUGUGGCUGUUUACUUAAAGCACUCAUUAAACAUUCUUUUGAUUUCUUAGGAGCAGUUAUAAAAUUAAUCCUAGAAGAUGAGAUCAUCAUUGCAAGAGAAUCAAGUUGGCGUUUGUGAUAAAUUUAUCACACUAAGAAAAAGGAAAUUGUAUUCUAUUUUGCUUUCUUCUGGUUUUUAGAUGCCUGAACUCAUAAGCUCAAAUUUUUUAAAGGAGUGAAGGAAUAGGACCAGCCACAAUAUUUAUUUUUCUAAAAGUCUAAAUAAAGCCAGGUUUUAAAAUAUGAAUUCUUCCCAGAAGCUUUAAAUGCACUGCUUUUAUAUUUAAUCUUAAGCAUAUUUUAUAGAAAUGGAUUACAAAGCUAUAGGCUUCAGGGUAGAAGAGGCACACUUACAGUUCUAGUAUUUCAAUAAUGUACUAAUACCCAGGGUAGGCAUUACUAUGAGGAACUUUGUUUUUAAGAAUGAGUAAGGCUUUAUGGUGGACUCUAGCAUGUGGAGAAUAAAGCUUUUAUUUUUGUGAUUCUGUGUUACUGUUGUCAGCAUCUUAAAGGUAUUUCCAAUCAAGUCAAGACUGAGUGCUUUGUAAUCCUAUUAAGCAAGUCUUGUUUUGAAUGGAUUAUCUGUAAUGACUCACUGGAAUGACAUAAUUAUAAAAGUAAUGCCAAAAACCAAGUCAAAGCCUAAUAACCAAAGCAUUUCACAUUUAAGACAUUCAUUUGAUCAUAUCUGGACCUAUCUGAAUGUCUCAGCAAUGUAUAAAUGAUGAGAUGUGCAAUUAUGAGGCACAAAACUUUGGGCUAAUGCAUGUGAAUAGCUGGUUAAUAAUAAAUUCAAGGUAUCUUUUUCUUAGCUUUUCUGAAUGAUACAAGUUAAAUUUAAUCUAUGGGAAGACAUUUCACAGCACGAUUUAAAGGAACAUUGGUUUUUUGCAGGAUGACCUCAGUUCAUCUAAACCCAUCUAUAUGAUUCUUUUCAGAUAAAGAUCAGUGUAUAUGUGUUUCUAUCAACUUUGUAUAUUUCAUCUUACUCUCUUCUAGAAGUUUUAAUGUGAGCUUAAAAUGUAUAUAAAUAAAUACUUUUGCAAAUAUGGCCUUUUUCAUAUAUUCCUUGAACUUGAAUAAGUAGUUUCAAUGUGUUGAUCAUUAGCUUUAGAAUGAAAGUAUCAGAGUAUCCCACUAGAAUCUCAGGACCCAUUCCAGACCUAUUGUAUCAGAUUUUGCA
Condylura cristata (star-nosed mole) is the source of this 10098-nucleotide messenger RNA. It is a transcript of the gene NIN, whose product is annotated as ninein (GSK3B interacting protein). The record is from RefSeq and is a predicted model, not a curated record. Gene Ontology annotation, biological process: centrosome-templated microtubule nucleation; centrosome localization; microtubule anchoring at centrosome. Gene Ontology annotation, molecular function: calcium ion binding. Gene Ontology annotation, cellular component: mitotic spindle pole; centriole; centrosome. The transcript has 30 exons. Bases 70 to 6474 code for a protein of 2134 amino acids. Lineage: Eukaryota; Metazoa; Chordata; Mammalia; Eulipotyphla; Talpidae.